GUGGCUCGAAUUGCGGGGCCUGGGUUCACCUGACAAAAGAGGGUUUCCACCAGGGGGCGCAAGGAGUCAGCGUUAGUUCACAAUGUCCAUUAGGGGGCGUUUCUGCCGCCUCUGGCAGUCUAGGGUUGGGAAGCCAACCGCAGCUUCGCCCCGCCUGAUUGGGAGAGACACCACUAAACUAUUUGCAUACUCUUGAAAGGGCUGCGCUGAGUAGUUGAGGUAUAGAAGAAAUCUGAAACGGGCUCUCUCAUUGGCUUAAGUUCCCUCUUGUUCCGCGUCCCUUUCCCGGCCAAUCCCCGCCCGGAGAUCAGUCCGAAGCCUAGGCUAGUGGCGAGAGCAGACCCAGGUGUCCGGACAUUGGGCGCUGCAGGGAGUUUAAGAUGUGCAUCUAGAGAGGCACUGCCACCCUUGCCACCUGCCCUUCCAUCGACACACCGAGGUCCUCUCCAUCCACUCUGGUCCCGCCCACUCUACCUUGGGGUAGAAAAAGGAGUCUCCUCAGUCGCAGCUUCUGACCUCCCGGUUACCUCACUCAGGCAUCUAAAGAGCUUAGUUUGCCCCUCUGGAAAGUGGAUCAGUGGCUUACAGAGGCGUGCGCCGGGGAAGGGAGGGGUACACAGGCGGCCUGCUCACACACAGGCUUGUUCGUGCAGAGUGGCUCAAAAGUCGAGCUCCAGGGCUCAGCUGGGUAUGGGUACCAAGUAUGAAAGUCCAGAACCCAACUGCCAGAAACAGUUCCAGGCUGCAGUCAGCGUCAUUCAGAACUUACCUAAGAAUGGCUCUUACCGCCCGUCUUAUGAAGAGAUGCUGCGAUUCUACAGCUACUACAAGCAGGCUACCAUGGGGCCCUGCUUGGUCCCCCGGCCUGGAUUCUGGGACCCUAUUGGACGUUAUAAAUGGGAUGCCUGGAAUAGCCUGGGCAAGAUGAGCAGGGAGGAGGCCAUGUCCGCCUACAUCACUGAGAUGAAGCUGGUGGCACAGAAGGUGAUCGACACGGUGCCCCUGGGUGAGGUGGCAGAGGACAUGUUUGGUUACUUCGAGCCCCUGUACCAGGUGAUCCCUGACAUGCCGAGGCCCCCGGAGACCUUCCUGAGAAGGGUCACAGGUUGGAAAGAGCAGGUGUUGAAUGGAGAUCCUGGAGCUGCCCCAGAGCCUCCUUGCCUCCCCAAGGAACCAGCCCCUCCAAGUCCAGAGUACAAGCCAUCCAGGGACCUGGACUCUGAGGUUUUCUGUGAUUCCCUGGAGCAGCUGGAGCCUGAGCUGCAGGUUGAUGCAGAGCAGAGGGGCGCCCUUGGAGGAGAGCCUGAUACCAGAAACAGCCCCAUGCCCACCGCAGAGAAAGAAAAUUUGGGAAGCAGCCUGCUGGGGCCCCAGGAAUUGGACACAUGGCUGAUGGGGACAGUUCAGGCGCUGCAGGAGAGCAUGCAGGACGUCCAGGGGAGACUGCAGAGCCUGGAGAGCAUGCCCAGCCCCCCUAGGCAGCUACUUUUGUCUUUGUCCCCAUGUCUCUACAUGCCCACACCUCUGCCUUCUCCAGAGAAUGAUGUGGCUCAUGGUGCAAGCAAGGAAGUCAGGGGGUCUAAAGUGCUUCUGCCCUGGAAGGAGAGUGGGAAAGGCCCUCCUUUCCUGCUCUUACUUCCCUCUGCCUGAAGAGAAACUGAGGACAGUUGGAAUUCCAAUGACUGGAAGGAUCUGAAUGUGUCUGCUCUUUGUAUUGGAGCUGGCGGGGGGUCCCUCUUGCCCCUCAGUCAGGAUUUCUUCUGUUCCCACCCCACUAAAAAAAAAAAUCAGCCCUUGCAUCCCCGACUCCUUCCUCUGGACUUCUAGAUCUGCUUGCCCCUUAUACCCUGGCUUCUGUAAAACAAGUAACAGCAGCCACUUCUGGAGCCCCAGCUGUGUGCCAAACACAUCGCUUGCAUUAUCUCAUUUAAUCCACACAACAAACCAAUGAAAUAGGUUUUCUUUUCAUUUCCCUUUACAGAUGAGGAAACUAAGGCUCUGAGAGGUUGAGUAACUUACCUGAGGGCACACAGCCCAGAAGAACCUCAGAGAGCUGCUGUGAGGAUUAGAUGAGAUAAUGCAUGCAGGUACUUCUGCAGUGCAGGACUUCUCAAAUGGGAUUCAUUGUUACCAUUACUAUUAACAUUAAGUGAUGGAGCUGGAGUAACCCCAGGUCUAUCUCCCUCCAAAGGUGGCAGCCACCAUUAACUACAAGUCUGUUCUUGAGUAGCCUGGGAUGGAGAGGGCAGGAGAGAGCUGAGUUCCUGGAUAUGGGGGAAUCACUCCAAAGACCCCUAACCCCUUGGCAGGAGUUGCCUCAGAUCCACAGUGGCUAACCUUUCAACACCUACCCCCCCAGGGCUUUAUUUAUUGUUUACCUUUUACUAAUUUUAUAUGCUGAAGAUUUUAAAGAUUUUCACCCUGAAA
Camelus dromedarius (Arabian camel) is the source of this 2427-nucleotide messenger RNA. RefSeq names its product acyl-CoA binding domain containing 4 (gene ACBD4). Gene Ontology annotation, molecular function: fatty-acyl-CoA binding. The transcript has 10 exons. Gene Ontology annotation, cellular component: cytoplasm. Bases 691 to 1650 code for a protein of 319 amino acids. The record is from RefSeq and is a predicted model, not a curated record. Lineage: Eukaryota; Metazoa; Chordata; Mammalia; Artiodactyla; Camelidae. Gene Ontology annotation, biological process: fatty acid metabolic process.